UAUCACAUGUAAACCUAAUUUAAACCACAAUUAACGAUAUUUUAUUAUUAUUUUAUUAUUAUUUUCAUGGGUUCCUAAAUAAUGAAAUAAAAGGGACUUAAUUUGCUAAUUACCUAAUAAAAAAUUAUCAUCCUGAAUGAUAACGUUUUCAAAUCGUUGCGUUUUUUUAAAAAAAACAAAAAAAAGAUGCACCUGUCACCUUGCCCUAUGAGGAAUUCUAUUUUUGUUGUUUCGAACCGAUCGACAACCUCAAAUAACCUUCCACACACUUCAACUCCAUCAGAAAAUUCGAUUUAUUAUAAUGGGAAUCAGUCGAAUAAUCUUGAUCGUAACUUUCCACAGGUUACUACAAGCCCUUUACAAAAUUCAAUAUUAUCAGAUAGAAACCAAACCAGUACUAAUUUCUUGCAACAAUUACAAGUACCUACAACGUUACAAACUAACAACUCGCUGAGUUUGAGUUCUUCAACCUCUCGGUUCGUUCAAUCAGCACCUGUAUUGGACAGCUUCAAUACACAGAACUCAAUUAACACGCCUUUAAACUUAGUUCCGUCUGGUUCGGCUAUUAAUAGAAACAACUACGAACCGACCCACAGAUGUACUACUUGUGGACAUGUACACACAUGUGAUGAUUGUAAGCAUAUUUCUAAUAUUCAGCAAGUCAUCGAUCCGCCAGUAAAGAAAGUUCAUGAACCUAUUAUUAUAAAUACUGCAAAGGCAAUGGGCAGAAUUAAUAGAAGAAUGACGAAUGGACCUUAUUUCCGUCCUGAAAGGUCCAGGAAUGUUUUAAUAUCCCAAGACGAAAUUUUACAUCGUACAAUGGCUGAUCCUAACUUGAAUUUUACUGAUAUUGUUAAUCAAGUUGCAAAAGAAAAGGAGCAAGAACAAGAAAAAGCUAUGAUUACUGGAAAUUAUUCACACCAGAAUGGAUUUCAAAAUGGACAUCAAAAUGGACGACGGCAGGAGCGGCCUUUGAUGGAUUCGUCUAGUAUUACUAAUUAUCAAAACUCACAACGGCAACAACAAUCUAAUUUAUCAUCGAAUGGUUUUCAAAGUACUCAGAGUCCAACUAGUCCAAUAUCAACUUCAACUAUUAGAAGUCAGAGCCCGGUAAACCCGACAAUGGGACAACGUACUGGUUUUUCACCAACAAUGGAAGGACAACCUGUUCAAGACCAAACUAUUUUGCCGUCUGAUUUUAGCACCCUUUUACAAGGAGGUCCUUCUUCACAACCUUCACAACCUUCACAAGAACAACUUUUAAAUUCUAAUGCGACAAUAUUAACAACACCGGAUGUAACAAUUAUUUGUAAUGAACAACCAUCUUCUAUUUUAACGCCCAUUAUAAGAGAUUCUAAACUUGUCGAUAAUUCUUUGGGAUACAAAAAGACAAAUGUGCAAUAUGCUUCUUCACGGAAAAAUAUUGUUGCUUCCAAACCACGUCCUAAUCCUGUGACGCCAAAUCUUAAAAUUAGUAAUGGUGAUACGCUGAAGAGUAUGAAAGUUUUUUUUAGCAAAUUAUGGCAAUUUGGUUAGUUCAAGGCCGGAGUCUAAAUAGGCAAAAGAAUUUUUGCGCAUUAGAAAUUUAACAAAGAAACAAUAUUAUAAUAGAUUGUAAGCAGACACUAUAUUAUUAAAUAUUAUUUUCGAUCAAAUAAUGAUACAUAAAUAGCAAAACCAACACAAUAGUUUGUUACUUAAUUUUUUCUUGUAGUAAUACUAGUACAAAGUAGUAAGAAAUUGUAUCUAAGGAUUUUUUGACAAUUUCAUUGCACCUUCAGGUGAAAAACUAAUUUCAGUAUAUUAUCUAUGCUAAUAGAUAAUCUUAGAAUUAUUUGCAGAAAUCGCAAAAAAUAAAAGCAAUUAAAUUAUACUUAAUCGGUAACUAUUUAAUUUUCGGAUAAUUUAAGUGUAUUAUGGCAAUUUUAAGUAUAUUUAUUACUAAAUUUCACUGCAGUUAACUUCUAUCACAUAAAAAAAUUUUUGAUUUGACCAAAU
Rhizophagus irregularis DAOM 181602=DAOM 197198 is the source of this 1998-nucleotide messenger RNA. NCBI's taxonomy places the organism in Eukaryota, Fungi, Glomeromycota, Glomeromycetes, Glomerales, Glomeraceae. The record is from RefSeq and is a predicted model, not a curated record.